Molecule: messenger RNA, 2833 nt
Organism: Betta splendens (Siamese fighting fish)
Lineage: Eukaryota; Metazoa; Chordata; Actinopteri; Anabantiformes; Osphronemidae
Product: transmembrane protein 26-like
Exons: 6
Coding region: 1250-2398 (382 amino acids)
Source: RefSeq, a predicted model, not a curated record
GAACGCGAUUUGCGUCUGGUUUAAAAUAAUGCACCGAAUUCCUGCUGCUGAAUGAAACACGAGGCCCGGGAUGCAAACUGAGAGGAACACUCGACAAUCUGGAACAAAGACAGGAAAAACUGGUCUGCUCUCCAAGGUCUCGGGGUCACGUUUCCUCUUGUCUGGUUUUGAAGUGAAACCAAGCCAAGUGGAUCAAGGACCAAAAUAUCAGCCAGUACAACGUUAACUAAAGUGUGUGACAGCCCCGCCGUCUGUUACUGCACUAAAAUAGCUUUCCUCGCAGAUUUCUUGGUCACAGUUCCCACUUUUCAUGAAGCCACCGCCCAUUCGUGCUUCACGGGAACGCGAAACAAAUGCCCCCCUUCACGCCGUAAACAUAGCGACUGUAAGUGGCAGAUAGUGAAUCAGAGAUCAGACUAGAGGAACAUGACACACAAUAUAAACACACUGGAGGGUUUCAGGAGACAGAAUCAGAGCCUGCGUCAGCGAAUACACGGUUUAGAAUGAUCACAAACGCAUCAAACGAGACGGUAUAAUUAUCCGAAGGCAGCGCGUGGCCUCCAUGGUGCGCUUCUGUGUUUAUGAUGAGAAAACGGCAGGAUCACAUUAAGUCUAAACAUUUACUUUAAAGUGCGAUUUAAGAUUAUCAGCCAUUAAUCUGAACACAGUCGUUUAAAAGUUUGCUUGGAAGGAAUGAUUAAAGGGUAAAAGGAAGGAGGGAGGAAUUUUCAGAGCCUACAGACGUUUUAUCUAUAAUCUUUUUUGUUUUUUGUGUUUUUGGGGGGAUUCAAAUGAGGAGCUACGACCUUGUGAAAUCAACGGGACAGAUGCUGCACUGGAUUAAACCACACCGUACAGGUGAACCCAACCACCUGGCCGAUUACUGUAAAAUAGAAUUUAAUAGACUGCCUCCAGUCCUCUGUGUGACGUCAUCCACCAGUUCGGUUCGCUCCCGGUGAUGUAAUGCUGCCCUCUCCUGUACAGUCACAGCGUUUGUAACGAACCCCGCGACUCAAGUCAUUGUUCAAACAGGUAGUUUUCUGGGUGCUGGGUGGUUCGAAACAGCCGCUGAUGCAAAUGAAUCCCGCAGCGUCUUCAUCAGCGGACGCGUCACGCACCAUCUGAUCCGCAGGAAGACCAAACAUCACAAUAGACGCGACUUGUCCGGGGCGGGGCUCAAACUUUGGGGACUCGCUCCUUCCAGCAGAAGUCCUCGGCAGCGCAGCGGCGCCGGUUCCACGGGAUCACGAUGGGCCUGAUCAAGUUCGUGUGCGCCGUAUUCACCCGCGCGCUGUUCGUGCUGGUGUCGCUGGCCGGCGUCUUGAGGGUGACGUGGGUGAAGAAGGACCCACGCUACUGGUCCCUGGCCGUGCUCUGUGUGCCGCUCGUCGUGGAGAUGAUAAUAACGCUGAAGAGGCGAAUGGGACAGGACUACAAAUGGUUUUCUCCUCCAAUUUUCCUCUUCCUCAUCAGCAUCAUUCCGUCCAUCUGGUUCCUGGAGCUCCAUUACCAGGAGAACCGGACCCUCGACCCCCAGUGCAAGAAGCUGGACUCGUGGGAGAGCGUGCAUAGACUGAUCAGUGUGAACGCGACGGGGGCGAACCAAACAUACCAGAACUACCUGAAACAACACAUCGACGGGGUGCUGUCUGCCGUGUGCUCCAACGACUGGAUCCUGGCCCUCCACCAGAUCCUGCUCAUCCUCCUCAUCCUGGGGAAAUGGCUGCUGCCCCUGGGGGGCGGGGUCACGCGCGACGAGCUCUCGCAGCUCCUGCUGAUCUUCGUGGGCACGGCGGCCGACAUCCUGGAGUUCACCAGCGAGACGCUGUCGGACGUCAAGUGGAGAAAACAGCCCUCAGCUGGUCUACAUCAUCCUGGCUGUGUGGACGUGGAGCAUGUUGCAGUUUCCUCUACAUCUGUCCGUCGUGAACACAAAGUCGGAGCGCGAGGACGACGCCCCGGAGACGAGCCUCCUGGUCAAACACAGCACGGACAUCUGGAACGUCAUGGAGGCCCUGUUCAUCCAGGACGGGCCCUUCCUGGUGGUCCGGCUCACCGUCAUGACCUACUACAACGUCUUCCACCAGAUGCUGGGCUUCUUCGCCAUCAAGAACUUCCUGGUGGUGGUCCUGAACCUGUACAGGCUGGCGGUGAUAUGCCAGGACUUCAGACCCCCCGGCGGCGGCAGGAGGCCGAGCGCCGCGCCGUGAUGCGGGUGAGCGAGUCCAGGGGGAGGAGGCUCGGAUGCCGGAGGGCAGCGUUAGAGGGCAGGAGGAGCACGGAGGAGAAACGCAUGCACCGUUUGCAGAAUUCAUUAGUGGUGAAUGACCGAUGCUGUUUGGAGCAGAAAGCUGUGACCCACCACAUUUUUGUACUUGAGAUUUUCUUUUGCAGCUGACCUCAGCCGGCUCUGAUACACUACCAUAUUGAAUACUUGCAUGUGAGCCAGGACAUGAGGAGCAGAAUAUAGUUUACUGUUACCGAUACUGUUAUUAUUUGAUAUAAAGGAGGAACAAUCAUUCCAGUGACACACACUCACUUCAGAAGACUGAAAAACAUUCACAUUUGUUCUGUCAGAGGAAUCAAUGUGAACUUUUGUUUGAUGUUUAAAAGUGAAGCAACUGGAGACAAAGAGCACAUCUGAAUGACCUUGUGUAACUCUCUCUGUCAGUGAAGUUUAGUGUGGGAUUUUCACACAGCGACACAGUGUUAAAGUGUUUAAUGCAGAACUUGUGGCAAAUACAACAGUUUGUUACAAAUGUUUUAAUGUAUUUUUCUACAAUUUUGCAUAUCUUAUUUUUUUUAUUUUGAAUAAAAUUGAAUUAUUACUGUA